AUGAAGUAUUGCAGCUCGAGCAAUAUGACCACCCAGAACGAAUCGGAAGUAGAGAGCUUACUGAUGAGUCCGUGCUGGAGUCAAGGUCAGAAUGGGUCACAGGAUCAGUACAUGCUGGAGGGGCACAAGUUGCUUCUAGAGCACGAUCUGGACUCGCUGCCCAGUGACUCGGAGGCGCAGAAGGGCUCCAUGGACGUGCUGGACAACCUGCUGCUCAACUCCCAGUCGAUCAACUCGAGCCUGGCCGAGCUGAAGCCCCUGCCGCCCUUCACGGGCUACACUGGCCACCUGUCGAUCAACGGCAUCUCAGGCCAUCACUACCACGCCAUCGCGCAGAGGCUACCCGAGGAGAACAACAACUACUCCCAGUCCACAUAUCAGGCGGGCAGCGGCGGCGGCAGCACGACGGAUCAGAAUAUCGUGUCCUCCUCCACCUGUCUGCCCGACUCGGUGCUCAAUCCCGACGCGCCGGACACCUGCCUGCAGGACGUAAAGCUGUUCUCCGACAGCGCGAUAGAUAGUAAGAUGUACUCAGUGGCGGACAGCUGCGUGAUGAGCGGCAGCGCCGGAUCCGGACCCGACUCCGUGUCCAGCGUCCGGAUAUAUGCCGACUCGAAGGAGCUGACGGAGUACGACAUGAGUUCAAUAGAGGACAUUGCGGCGAUCAUUGGCAGCGCCAUUGCCGACACGACAGUGCCCAAUCAGAUCGAGAACGACGACAACAACGACACGCGAGACUCGUGGAUGGAUCUGGACGCGUGGAUAGACGGGGCGUGCGUGCAGCAGGAUGGGAAACUCAUCGUGGCGCAGCAGGAUAGCAUCAAUGAGUUCGUGCUGCCGCACUCGCCGGGCGUCCAGACGGCCGGCAGCACGCUGCAGAGUCUCCUGACGCACGGGUACAUGCCGCUGCUGCAGAACCGACUGCAGAACGGGCCGCCCAUCAAAGUCGAAGCACCCACCUCGUCGACGCCCUACUGCGGCGAUCUCAUAUCCACGUCCACGAGUCCGCCCGGCUCCGUGGUGUCCACCACGGACAACCUCAUGCUGAACGGAAGGUACCUGCCCAACACACAGUCCCAUCACUACCAGGUCAACAUGGCCGGGGGUGGCAGCGGCAGUGGCGGCGGCAGUGGGCUCAAGUCGGACGGCCUGUGCAGCCCCGAGCUGAUGGGCAACUACCCGCACACGACCACCACCUCCACCCCCACGAGCGCCAAGAACAAGCGGUCGCGGUCGCAGAAGAAGUCGCAGCAGGGCCAGUCGCUGGGCGGCUCCGCCACGCCGGCGUCCGCCGUGAGCUAUCAGGCCAGCAGCGACCUGGGCGGGCUGCUGAGCAAGGAGAAGCCCGUGCACCGCUGCAACAUCUGCAAUCGGGGCUUCCUCAACAAGAGCAACAUCAAGGUCCACCUGCGGACGCACACGGGCGAGAAGCCCUUCCGCUGCGACGUGUGCUCCAAGGCGUUUCGCCAGAAGGCUCACCUGAUCAAGCACCAGCAGAUCCACAAGCGAAUCGGACGGGAUUGACCACCAGAACAGUGUGAUACUACAAGGAUAAGGAUACUCAGAUGUGAAUGACUGUGGAUCGCGGAGGUUUUCUUGUAAUAUUAGUGACACACUCCGGUGGAAUUUCUGUGUUCGCAUCCCACUCGCCGAGGAGAGCAUGGCACAUUGGGUGCAUGCUGGGUCGACGCGAUGAUGAGCAAUUUGUGGCUGUUUAGUGUUUGAUGUAAUAUCUGUGAAAGGGGACUUGACUUUUAUUUAUGUUAGACGAUGGGAACACACGUGCUAUAUAUGAAAGGUACCUCAGAAUCAUAAAUAAUUUUACACACAAAUGUAUUUUCUAUUGUAUAAUUUGUCGUUUCGCGCUAAGUGUCUUUAAGGAAAUGUCUCUGUAAUUAGGAAGAAGAAGUGAAUAAGUUUGUAAAUA
Molecule: messenger RNA, 1927 nt
Organism: Phlebotomus argentipes
Lineage: Eukaryota; Metazoa; Arthropoda; Insecta; Diptera; Psychodidae
Gene: ich
Product: ichor
Exons: 1
Coding region: 1-1524 (507 amino acids)
Biological process (GO): embryo development; embryonic pattern specification; embryonic hindgut morphogenesis
Cellular component (GO): nucleus
Molecular function (GO): DNA-binding transcription factor activity, RNA polymerase II-specific; RNA polymerase II transcription regulatory region sequence-specific DNA binding
Source: RefSeq, a predicted model, not a curated record